AAGGUAAACACAAAAAAAACAAACACAAAGUAGGCAAAGAUAAAGAAAGCAAAGAUGAAAAUAAUGAAAAUAAAGAAGAUAAAAAUAAAGAAGAUAAAGAUAAAGAAGACAAAGAUAAAGAAAGUAAAGAUGAAGAUGAUGAAGAUAAAUAA
This is a messenger RNA of Cetraspora pellucida, 152 nucleotides long. The record is from the annotation of a GenBank genome assembly. Lineage: Eukaryota; Fungi; Glomeromycota; Glomeromycetes; Diversisporales; Gigasporaceae.